UAGAGAAGUGUUUAUUAUUGAAGUCACUAAUUUUCUUAGAUAUGUAUCACUCUCCCCUCCCCACCCCACAGUGUUAGCAGGUAUUGGUAUUUAUUUGUUCAUUAAAAAUGGGGAAAUUGGGUACUUACAUAAAAAACUGUGUUGCUAGAUCCUUUACGGAAAUGAACAAAUUGAGUAUGCUCUAUGUAUAAACCUUAUGGACUUUUUACAUAGAAGACAAUUUUAUAGUCUUUUUUUUUUUUUUUUGGCCACUAAUUAUUUGAUCUGCUUCAUUAGAAAUCUGCUGUGUUUACUUGGUUCAUUUCACUCAUUGGGUUUUUAACCAGUAUAGGCUAGCUUCACUGUCCACUAUGGAACCACUAAUCCCAUGUGGCAAUUUAAAUGUUCCUAUCAGCCAUAUAUCAAGUAAGCAAGUAUAUGUAAACCUGCCCCCAAAGGUUUAGGUAGCUGAGUUGACAAAUGUAGCUUCUCAGAAAGAAACAUUUAGUAGGGACUUAAGAUGAUAGAUUGCCAUACCUGCCCUGCAGAAAGUAUUCUUCCUAUAGCAAGCUUUUUUUUUUUUUUUGGUAAAACACAUAUGCAGCUAGUCAUGUCUAAGAUCCUCUUGCAAAACUGACGAGUGAGAAAGUUAGAUAAGCAUUUUUAUGAGGGGUUUUGUAUGCCACAGGUAUUGUUUCUUUUUGAGAAGUUACCUAUCCUAGAGAUAUGUUUCUUGACCUUGCUGGGGGAAUGCCUUGGUAUACAAGAGUGAAACACUGGUUGUUAUGAUGGUUUCACUUCAAGAUGGCAUUACUCUUGUCAUGCCAUGUAGAAAACAGGCUGUUUUCUACACAUAGCCAAAUGUGGUUAAUGGCUUCCAUAUUGGAUAGUAGAUAUAGAACACAACUUGAAAUACUUAGUUGUCUCUUUCAGCCAUUGGCUGUGACAUUCUUCAAGGUCUGGCUCAAAUGUAACAUCUGAUUAACACCUUUGUGGUCAGAGUCAUCUGACAUAAACAUCUUCAACUUCUCUCUUGCAGUAUUUCUGUCCUCAUUUAUCCUCCAUUUUCCUCCUAUUCAGGAACAAAUCUCUCCCAUCUUUUCUGAGACAACUUCACCAGCCUAUCUAGUCUCAUUCCCUCCCCAUCAGCUGGCUCUCUUUUCUCCCAUCUUCAAUUUCUUGUCCCUAUUAAACUUUACCCCUUUUUUUCUACAAAUUUAAUUAGGACUCCACUACCCUUUUAAAAAAGAAUACUUUCAAUUCUUUUGCUUAGUUCAAUCAGUAUCCUUUUUCCUUUCUUGCAGUAUCAGAGUUCUCAAAUAUUGUCUAUUUUCAGUCUACCAACUCCUCUGAACCACUGGAAAGGACUGUCCAAAGGUCCUCCUGCCAUUCCCCCUAAUUCCAGCAUCAGCUUAGUUCUUACCCUCUUCUGGCUCUCUGCAGCAUCUGCUAGUCACCUGUUACCUCUCCUGAAACACCGUAGCUUUUAUGACGUUUGAACCAUCUGGGCGCUUCCUGAGCAGCUAGCUCCUCUUCUAACUCCUUUUCCUCCCCCUAUUCCAAAACGGUAUUUUUGCACAAUCCCAUUUAUUUUCCAAAAGACCUCCCAUGGCGAUGUCAUUCCUUUUUCAAUCAUAGUUUCACAGAUUUUAUUACAAUGUCAGCCCCAUUUUCAAUAUUUUCACAAACUAUAUUACAUUUUGCUAAAUUCACGUGCCACCUGUAUUCUUUCAUCUCUUUUGCCCUUUAAUCCACUCUAUACGGUACAGACACUGCCCUGAAUACUGUUCUAGCCAUGUUAUAUGUGAAUAGCGUGCACUGAUGAUUCAAUGCAUUUCUAACACCUGAGCCUGGUAUUUGACACUCCACAACCUAACUCACUCUAACCAACGCCUUAGCCUAGUUUCUGGCCAGCCAAGAUGCUGGGCCAAUUCCGAGUGCCCUGAACCCCGCCCCGCUGUGCCCAGGAUCCUGCCACUUCCUACGCGGGAAACCCGUGGCGCUCCUCCGGCUGCGUCAGCAACCAGCACGCGGCCAGGCGCAGCUCGAGGGCAGAGUCCCUGAGGAAAUUCUUACAAGCUUCUCUCACCCAGCACUCCACUCCAACCCCUCAGCAGCGCCUGGCGUCCUCGGCCUUCCAGGACAGGACCCGUCCCCGCUCCAGCCCUCCCGCAGCUCUUAGGACUGUAGUCAUCGCAGUCAGCAUGUCUGUGGUGAGCGUGGUCAGCUUCUUUUCCUCUCAAAAUGUAGACCAAGGAUUAUCUGUUUAAAAUUUUCUCGAUGCUAUACCAGCCUGCGACAGAAGGAGAAAAAAAAGUUUGAAUAUAUACGCAUUAUUUUUAUAUAUUAAAAUCUAUACCGAAUAUAUAAUGAUAUUGAAUAUGUAUCUUCUGCUCUCCGCCCUUUCAGCGGCGAAUCAACCGUUUGGACUCUGGGAUGGCCGCGCCAGGUCUGAUCCGGGUCUGCGCCCUUCCUCGCUACCGGCGCCUGCCACAGAGCUGCGGUCUUCCGGGCAGCUAGAGGGGCGCGCCCGCCCCCACUUCCGGCGCGCGGGCGGCAGAGUAUGUUGUGUUUCUCCAGCGGGUGGGUUCCCGCAGCAGGUAGAGCGAAAGGACAGGGUCUCACACUGUCACUCAGGCUGGAGUUCAGUAAAGCAAUCAUGCUUACUGUGGCCUCGACCUCACAGGCUUAAGCAAUCCUCCCACUUCAGCCUCCUGAGUAGCUGGGACCACAGGAGCAUCCUGAAGAGUUGGAAUUCAGAAGGAAUCUCUCAGACGCAAAUUUCUAUCUCCUCCCUGCCUCACCUGGGCAGGCUUUUCAGACUGUCUCUGCCCAGAAUGUCAGGAGAGGCCACAGUCUUGGCCUACCGUGCCCCAGAAGAACAGGAAGGACUUCUAGUUGUCAAGGUUGAAGAAGAAAAUUAUGUUUGGGGCCAGGACUUUGGCCUUCAGGGAAACUCCUGGAGCCAAGAGGUAUUACGGCAGCAGUUCAGGCAGUUUAGUUACUCUGACUCCACUGGCCCUCGGGAAGCUCUGAGCCAGCUCCGAGACCUUUGCUGUCAGUGGUUGAGGCCAGAGGUGCACUCCAAGGAGCAGAUCCUGGAGCUGCUGGUGCUAGAGCAGUUCCUGGCCAUCCUUCCUGAGGAGCUGAAAGCUUGGGUGCGAGAGCAUCAGCCAGAGAAUGGAGAGGAAGCCGUGACUAUGCUGGAGGAGUUGGAAAAAGAACUUGAUGAGCCAAGGCAACAGGACACAGCUCAUGGCCAAGAAAUGGUCUGGCAGGAAAUGACAUCCACAGGAGCACUGAAGUCUCUGAAUAGCCCACUGAAGCCCUUACAGAACCAGUGCGAGAGUGAGAUUCAGGAGACCAAGGCUUUCCAGGAGACCGAUGGCAAGAUGGUGGCUGGCAAAGUCUUGAUGGCAAAGCAAGAAAUUAUUGAAUGUGUAGCCUCAGCAGCUAUGAUAUCUCCAGAAAAACUUCCUGGGGAAACACCUUCCAAACAGAUAGUUGAAGAAGCUUUGGGAGGUCUGGACAACUCUAAGAAGCAAAAGGGAAGUGCUGUGGUGAACAAAAUCAGUCAGCUUCCUUCUCAGGAAAGACAUUUCACUCUGGCAACCUUUAACAAAAGAAUCCCCACAGAACACAGUGUCCUUGAAUCUCAUGAGAGUGAAGGAAGUUUCAGUGUUAAUUCAAAUGAUAUUACACAACAGAGAGUUCACACUGGGGAAAAGGUCUAUGAGUGCUUUGACUGUGGGAAGGCUUUUUGCCAGAGCUCAAAGCUGAUCAGACAUCAGAGAAUUCAUACUGGAGAGAGACCUUAUGCAUGUAAAGAAUGUGGCAAAGCCUUCAGUUUGAGCUCAGACCUUGUUAGACAUCAGAGAAUUCAUAGUGGUGAAAAACCUUAUGAAUGUUGUGAAUGUGGAAAAGCCUUCAGGGGUAGCUCCGAGCUCAUCAGGCACCGGAGAAUCCACACUGGAGAGAAGCCUUAUGAAUGUGGAGAAUGUGGGAAAGCCUUCAGCCGGAGCUCAGCCCUUAUUCAGCAUAAGAAAAUUCACACAGGAGAUAAAGGCUAUGAAUGUAUUGAGUGUGGUAAGGCUUUUGGUAGGAGCUCUAUCCUUAUUGAACAUCAAAGAAUUCACACUGGAGAGAAACCUUAUGAAUGUAAUGAAUGUGGAAGAUCCUUCAAUCAGAGCUCAGCCCUCACCCAGCACCAGAGAAUUCACACUGGAGAGAAGCCUUAUGAAUGUAGUGAAUGUAGAAAAACAUUUAGGCAUAGGUCAGGCCUUAUGCAGCAUCAGAGAACACACACCAGAGUUUAACUCUGUGGGUAAGAGUUGUACAAUUAUGAAAUGCAAGAAAUUCACUGUAGGGGUGAGACUCCACAGAAAAUAGAAGUUUCCUGAGAGCAGGACUUCUAUCCUUCCAGUUCAGUUCAGUACUCCAAGAGGACAUCCACACAAAGAUGUUUGUUAUGAUUACUGACGUGUUGAAUGGAAGAAAAAUUUUACCCAGGUCUCCUCCAAAAAGAAUGAUAGAUAUUUCCUUGAAAUGCCUAACCCAUUUCCAGAUGAGACUCAUCAGUAUCCCCUUCACUCCACUCUCUGCCACUCAGAUACAAUUUGCAUUGGGCACCUUUACAGUAGUGUCAGGAUUGGGACACUACUUUUUCAAGAUAUCUUGAAAGAGCGUCUUAUAAGAUAGCAAACGUACCUGGAAAGAGCAUUUGUAUUUUGGCAGGUGGAGGUAUGUGCUGAGUUAUUCAACUAUCUGAAAUGUUGGAUUUAGAGACUGUGAAAUAUAUGCUAUUAGUUUAAUAGUAUCUGAGGCAGUUAAAUAGUACCUAAGGAAUGCUGCCUCAUUCUGCCCCCUUGCCAGUUCUCUCCUCAACCCUGAGUUCCCUGCUAAGGUCAAUUUCCUCAAUAAACAGGUCUACUUGUUUAUUGAGCACCUGCUGUGUGCUAUGCAUUGAGGUGAACAUGGUCAUUGCCCCCCAAGAGUAAAGGGCUAAUAGGAUAUGCAUAUAUACUAAACAGUAAUUACAGUGAAGUGUGAUAAAUGUUUUGGUAGGAAAAAUGCAGGUUUCUUUCAAAGUACAUGGCAGAGAUACCUAAACCUGGUCUGUGAAUCACUAAAGACUUCCUGGAUAUGAUGACAUCUCAGUUAGACCUAAAGAUGGGUAGAAGGUAACAAGAGCAGGAGAAAAGAGAAGAACAGGAUCUAGAGACACCCCUUCAUUGAGACUCUACUGCAGAAAUUGUCAUAGACCUAAUUUUUUUUUAAGGAAUCUGAGGGAGUAAUUCAACAAAUAUUUACUGCCCUCAAGUAUAAUAGCUCAGGGUCUGCAAGCCUGGUAAGGAGGAGAGAGGGCAGGGAAUGGGGAAUAGUGGAGCCUGGGAAGGCAGAUCACUCUGUUUCUUUAUGCUUCCCACUUCCUGAGUCCCAGAGUUAGGAGACACAAACGCUCUAGUCUCCACUGUCUCUCAGGCCUCUGAUAUGCAUUCUUUCCCUAUGUUUAUACAUGCCCGCAGAUCACUGUUCCUUUAUGUUUCCCACUUCCUGAGUUCCAGUCGUACACACUCCAGUCCCCACUGUCUCUCUGGCCUCUGAUAUGCAUUCUUUCCUUGUGUGCAUACAUGCCUUUUUCCAUAAGAUGCACCGGAGCCUCUCACCACACUAAUUCUGAGCACUUUAGGGUCUCAUAGGUCACGCUGGGUCUAGGAUAGGCUCCCCAACUCAGUGAUUAUAAGUAGGAAGAGGGAAACCAACACAUUAGAAUUCUGAGCCAGGCUUUAUGGUAACUAAUUCCUGCUGCAGAAAAGAGUCCUGAUGAAGGGGUGUCUUCAGAGUUUAUCUUAUCUUCAUUGUAUGUGCUAUAACCUCUGCCUGUAAGUCUCUCUGCUAAUUUUUAUUUUGGCAUUUUUAAUUAACCCACAAUUGCUGAGGGCAAUUAAUUACCUAAGAGAAAGUUUGAUUCCUCUACUAAGAUGUCCUCCUAGAUGGUGUCAUUUCUAAAGACUUGUGGUCACUACUUCUAUUAGUCCAUUUUCACACUGCUAUAAAGAUACUACCUCAGACUGGGUAAUUUAUAAACAACAGAGGUUUAAUUGGCUCACAGUUCUGCAGGGCUGGGGAGGCCUCAGGAAAGUUAAAUCAUGGCUGAAAGGGAAGGGGAAGCAGGCACCUUCUUCACAAGGUGGCGAGAGAGAGAGUGAGUGCAAGGGAAAUGCCAGGCACUUACCAAAAAACCAGAUCUCAUGAGAAUUCACUCACUAUCAUGACAGCGGCAAGGGGGAAAUCUGCCCCUGUGAUCCAAUCAUCUCCCACCUGGUCCCUCCCUCAACACCUGGGGAUUACAAUUCAAGAUGACAUUUGGGUGAGAACACAGAGCCAAACCAUAUAACUGCAGUUGUGGGUAAUAGGGGAGGUGAAAUUCGGGGGACAGUUCACUCCCUUUGUGUCUAGAGGUUGUGCAGUUAUCAAGUGAGGUAGAUCAGAAGUCUAAAGGGAUCCUUCAAAUGGAUAGUGAGUUGCCUUUUCCUAUAGGUGACAAUCAGAUUUAAUGUUUUAAAUAUGAUUUAAUAGGUUUCUCUCCUGAUUGUGAAUUCUAAAUGUUGGUAAUACAGAAAAUGAGAAAAUGUAAAUCACCUCCAAUCUCAUUGCCCAUAGAAACGUUAACAUUUUGGAGUACCGUCUAUUAGUGUUUAUUUUUCCCAAUCCUAUUAUUUUUAGUAAAACUGUUUAGUAAAUAACUUUUGGUAACUAAUUUCAAAAUUUAUACUUUUGAGUGUAUACUUCAACUGUUUAUUAUUAGAAUGUAAUGCAAGAUAUAAUAAAACUUGAGUUUCAAAAGUU
This is a messenger RNA of Callithrix jacchus (white-tufted-ear marmoset), 6828 nucleotides long. It is a transcript of the gene ZSCAN30, whose product is annotated as zinc finger and SCAN domain containing 30. Lineage: Eukaryota; Metazoa; Chordata; Mammalia; Primates; Cebidae. The record is from RefSeq and is a predicted model, not a curated record. Gene Ontology annotation, biological process: regulation of transcription by RNA polymerase II. Gene Ontology annotation, molecular function: DNA-binding transcription factor activity, RNA polymerase II-specific; RNA polymerase II cis-regulatory region sequence-specific DNA binding.